AUGGCUGCCAUGCAGAUGGAUCCUGAGCUUGCCAAGCGCCUCUUCUUUGAAGGGGCCACUGUGGUCAUCCUGAAUAUGCCCAAGGGGACAGAGUUUGGCAUCGACUACAACUCCUGGGAGGUGGGGCCCAAGUUCCGGGGCGUGAAGAUGAUCCCACCAGGCAUCCACUUCCUCCACUAUAGCUCUGUGGACAAGGCCAAUCCCAGGGAGGUGGGGCCUCGUAUGGGCUUUUUCCUUAGCCUGCAGCAGCGGGGGCUGAUGGUCCUGCGCUGGAAUGCAAUUCGAGAAGAGGUAGACCUGUCCCCAGCCCCAGAGGCUGAGGUGGAGGCCAUGAGGGCCAACCUCCAGGAGCUGGACCAAUUCCUGGGACCUUACCCAUAUGCCACACUCAAGAAGUGGAUCUCACUCACCAACUUCAUCAGUGAGGCCACAAUGGAGAAGCUGCAGCCUGAGAGCCGACAGAUCUGUGCCUUCUCAGAGGUGCUUCCUGUGCUGUCCAUGAAGCACACUAAGGACCGGAUAAAGCAGAAUCUACCUCGCUGCGGCACUGAGUGCAAAAGCUACCAGGAGGGCCUGGCCCGGCUGCCAGAGAUGAAGCCCAGAGCCGGCACGGAGAUCCGCUUCUCAGAGCUGCCCACACAGACAUACCCGGCAGGUGCCACACCAGCAGAGAUAACCAGGCACAGCAUGGACUUGAGUUAUGCCUUGGAGACUGUGCUCAGCAAGCAAUUCCCCAGCAGCCCCCAGGAUGUGCUAGGUGAACUCCAGUUUGCAUUUGUAUGCUUCCUCUUGGGGAAUGUGUAUGAGGCAUUUGAGCACUGGAAGCGGCUCCUUAAUCUCCUGUGCCGGUCCGAAGAAGCCAUGGUGAAGCACCACACCCUCUACAUCAACCUCAUCUCCAUCCUGUACCACCAGCUCGGCGAGAUCCCCGCUGACUUCUUUGUGGACAUUGUCUCCCAGAACAACUUCCUCACCAGCACCUUACAGGUUUUCUUUUCCUCCGCCUGCAGCGUUGCCGUGGAUGCCACCCUGAGGCAGAAAGCUGAAAAGUUCCAAGCUCACCUGACCAAGAAGUUUCGGUGGGACUUUGAGGCAGAGCCAGAGGACUGUGCCCCAGUGGUGGUGGAGCUCCCUGAGGGUGUGGAGACUGGCUAA
This is a messenger RNA of Puma concolor (puma), 1155 nucleotides long. Lineage: Eukaryota; Metazoa; Chordata; Mammalia; Carnivora; Felidae. The record is from RefSeq and is a predicted model, not a curated record.